AUUACAAGAAAAAUAACGUGGCCAAUUAAUAGGAGAAUCAAACAGCCAAUUAGCAGUUAACCGUAAAAUUUCCACUUUUCCAUUGAAACCUCUCUUCAAUUAUCGCUUUGCCCUUUUUGCUUCUUUGAUCCAUCGAUCGUCUGAUCAACCUUUAAUUGGUGUUUUUAAACUGAGCAUUUUUGUGCCUUUUAUGUUUAAAGGCAACAAUCAAGGAAGAAGUUGAUAUUUGGAUGAUAAAAAGGUGAGGCUUCGGUUCUGCUGUAUGUUUUCUUUUUCUCAUCCAUGAAUUGCAUAAGAUUGUGUAUCAGUUAUUUAUGUUACGUUGACCUUAACGAUACUGGAAGAUUAUGUUCUUUUAUGUGUCUUGCUUGGGUGUAUGCCUGUCUAGUUUGGUUUUCCUUUUCUGGUGUUUGGGAAAUAAUCAACUCAAUUGGAAUGUUUUGAUUUAUAUGUGUGUAUGCAUCCUGUUACUAAGUUGGCUUGAGAGAGGUGAUUAGAUAGGACAUGACGCAGUUUCAGCUUACCGAGGACAUGAUAGGAGAGUGUGGAGGACAUGGAUUAUGACAGAAGUUUUUGUUCUGUUUCGAUAUGUUGUUUCUUGUACUUCCGUUACUUCUUUCGUUGGACUGCAUUGGACUGUUUCCAUUGAGACGAGGAUCUAUCAGGAAGAACCUUUCUAUCUCUUAGGUUGGGAAUCACCCCACAACAUUGUAACCACGAAGAUAGGCUAAAGGAGCAUGUCACACAGUAAUCGCAUAAUUGAUAUGGAAGCAGAUCAGCAAGGUCAAGAGUUUUUUCAUUCAGCACCUUGCAUGUUUUACGGGAGCAUAGCGGCUUUACCACAGCCUACUGUCCAUGCAGUAGUACCAGCUCCCGUAAAUGCUGGUAAUAUAUAUUUGCACCAUGUAUCAGAUCAUCAAGAGGGUCCCUUAACGUAUGGCUUGACACAGUUCAAUGGGAUUCAACAUCAGCAUCCUGCCAGCAAUCCUGACCUAGCUAUUUCUGCUUCAAAUCAUUACAAUCCUUACAUGGCUGUUCCAUCCGCUUCUGGAGAUUUCCCUAUUCCAGUAAAUCACGGGCCACUUGAUCGGCUUCAUACAAGUUCUCACAACAUCUUUGGAAUGAAUUCAGAUUACGGAAGGAACAAUCAUUAUAUGGACGAUGUCAGAGGCUCAUAUAAGAGAAAGAAUGCUGAAGGAAUUCCUGCAAAUCUUCAAUAUCAUCAUGCUUUGGCAGGUUCCAGUUCUUCUGUUGCUCCAAUGAUUGCAAGGGCACAUGAAUCUGAUGUUCCAAUGGAUGCUGCAUCAUUUACACCAUCAGAUUAUGGAGGCAAUUCAUCAUCAUACAUUGAAGAUGGAGCACUGAGAAGUAUGAGUAACAGAUCUGGUGCUAGUGGUCCAGAAAAUAUUGUACGACAUAACCACAAUCAUUUAUUUCAAGGAAACUAUAUAAGUCAGACCCAUCAGUUGCCUGGCAACCCUUGGCUGGAUCAGCAGUUCAACAGCAAUGGUAGUGAGACUCAAACUUGGGCCUGGAAUCAGGCUGCUCCUUUACCCUAUGUACCUGGUGGCAUUGGGGGUUGCGUAGAUGCUGGAAACAUGGGUUUGCGAGGUUAUCAUAUGACAUCCAGCAAUGGAGGUUUGACUAGUUUUCCGCAUCCACCCAUUCCUCAAGGGCUCCCAGGACUUCAUCAUCUGCCACCUAAUAUUCAAGGAAUGAGAGGCCAGCCUAUCUCCUUCCCUCCGCAAAUGACAGCAUCAUCCUCACACAGACACCUACCAAAUAAUUCGUCCAAUAUCACCACGAACCUAAUGCAAGGCGUUGUAGAGGCAGGACCCAGAUAUAUGCCCUCCCUUCCAACUGGCUUUGGGUUGUAUCGACCUCAUCGAAGGGCUAUCGUGCUUGAAAGAAAUACUAGACAUCAGAACCUUCCUAACAUGAGAGUUCUGCCAGAAGACGGAGUGGCAAUGCUGGAUGUUUCGGGCUACCAUGAAGUUAACAAUCCCAUUGAUCAGCACAGAGAUAUGCGUUUAGACGUAGAUCACAUGUCCUACGAGGAGCUUCUUGCACUGGGGGAGCAGAUUGGCAAUGUAACAACUGGAUUGUCAGAUGAAAUAAUCGUUAACCGCUUGAAAACAAGAUCAUUUUCGCCCCCCGUUAUUCCUUGCACCCUGGAAACUGCUGCAUGUUUGGAUCACGAAGCUGAUUUCUGUGUCAUAUGCCAGACUGACUACAACAAGCAAGAAACUAUAGGAACUCUUGAUUGCGGGCACGAAUAUCAUGCAGAAUGCGUAAAGAAGUGGUUGGUUGUGAAGAACACUUGCCCUAUCUGCAAAUCCACCGGAUUGUCAAUAGAAAGAAAAGAUUUGUGAAAACAGGGAGUUGGUUGGUUGGUGGAUGAAUAAUUAUAAGAGUGGGACAUUUUGUUCUCUUGUUAAAUAUUUGUUCUCUAACAAGAGGAGACCUGUAUAAUUAUAUAUAUAUAUUUUGUAUAUACUUUGGCUAGAUGUUAGCAUAUAACUUGGUGACCUUAAUUUUUGUCACCUGAAUAUGUACAGACCUCUUAAUUUUGUUGGAACCAUGUGCAUGUAUUGUGAAUUUUGUAUAGACAUCUGAAAUUAUCUUGUUCGACCACGCCUGAUUGUACUGUA
This is a messenger RNA of Solanum lycopersicum (tomato), 2651 nucleotides long. NCBI's taxonomy places the organism in Eukaryota, Viridiplantae, Streptophyta, Magnoliopsida, Solanales, Solanaceae. The record is from RefSeq and is a predicted model, not a curated record.